AGUUACUUCGUUAGGAAGAUUGUUGCUGUUUUGUGACGGUACGCUGUUGUUUGUUAGGUUAAGUCAUGCGUGUUAUUGUACUUCUAAUUUAAAGAAGAUCAUCUUCGUUGUUUGCUGAUAUUAUACGUUUUUUAAUAAUGGAAGGAGCAGAUUUGCGCUGCAGAAUAGACUUUUCGCCCAUUAAAAAACAAAAUUCUUAAUCUCACAAAGUGACCAAAAAAGGCUUUAAGCUCGAUAAAUUUCAACUUUGUGUUUUUCAAGAAGAGUUUCUAAAUGAGCGUCCUUGCUUCUUUCCUUUUUUUCCGUUUGUAAGGACUAAUUUAGAACUUGCAGAUUUGAGCUGCCUGAAUUGGCUAGACAGCUGUAAUCGCACUCCUCCUAGUCUUAAUCUCUUUAUCUGGGCAGCAGCUGCCAUAUGGUCUCAGUCAGCUGGAUCAGAUGUUCAUAAGCCUCCUUCUCCGUCCCUCUCUGUCCUCCCAGUCUCCUAAUGUGAUCGCUACCUUGUGAGCUGUCCUGCAAUCUUUAUUUUUAGCCAUUUUAAGGAUUACGAUUGAUGUGGACUAUGAGGCACUUAAAGUGAUUGUAUUGUAAAUCUGCUGUGGACUGCCUCUUUGGGGAGGAUGUACCGUUUCUCCAAAGAUUCGGGGAGGGGGAAAGGGGGAAGGAGAGGGUUGGCGAGAGGUUUGUUAUCCCCCCGUCCCCUUAUAAGCCCCUCAUUAAUGAAGGUUUGAACGCUGUUCGGGGUAGCGUGGGGGGGCUUGGCAUGGUAUUCCAAUCAGAUUUAAAUGAAGAUUCAAAUGAGUUCAUUCAAGUCCGCUGGUCGAACAUGAUGCCCGUGCAUUUUUUUAGACAGGAACUGUCUCUGCGAGUAACAGGUUAUGAAGACAGCAUGGAGUUUCCAGACCACAGCAGACAUUUGCUACAGUGUCUGAGCGAGCAGAGGCAUCAGGGUUUCCUUUGUGACUCCACCGUGCUGGUCGGCGAUGCCCAGUUUCGAGCCCAUCGCGCAGUGCUGGCCUCAUGCAGCAUGUACUUCCAUCUCUUUUACAAGGACCAGCUAGACAAAAGGGACAUUGUUCAUCUGAACAGCGACAUUGUCACGGCCCCGGCUUUCGCUCUCCUGCUCGAGUUCAUGUACGAAGGAAAGCUUCAGUUCAAAUCGCUUCCGGUGGAGGAUGUGCUGGCCGCCGCCAGCUUCCUCCACAUGUACGACAUUGUUAAGGUGUGCAAGAAAAAGCUCAAGCAGAAGGCCACGACCGAGGCGGACAGCACCAAGCGGGAGGAAGAUGCUUCCAGCUGCUCUGACAAGGUGGAGAGCUUCUCCGAGGGCGGGAGCACGGGCCGGCCGGCCACCGCCGACCUGCUGCAGAGCGACGACGAGGAUGUUGACAACAAGAGGGGGAGUCCUCAGGAACCAGGCAGCAUGUGGAUGCGCCUGCCUUCGGAUCGAACCGCAUCCCCCACGGCUAGCCCCAGGUCAGCCGAGCCACACGGUCCCGAUGCCAGUAAAUCCCCUGCCGGCAGCCCCAGCAGCUCCACCGGCUCCAUGUCGCGUCGCUCCACGGCAUCUCGGAGAAUCUCCGCAGAUGCUGACUGUGUUCUCGACCUCUCUGUAAAGUCUGCCGUCAGUGGUGGUCCUGGGGAGAACAUGGCCGGGAACCCUUACUUUUGCAGUUCGGUGACCCCAGACAGCCUGCAGAGCACUCUGGUUCAGGUGAAGGUGGAGAAGGACUCGGGUUCGGAUGACGACGAUCUGGUGGGCAGAGACUACGAGAUGGAGCACAGCGGUUUGAAGGAUCCGCCCAACACCAACGGAACCCACGUCAGCCUCGUAGCGCAGCGGAGACUGGGUUUGGAGGCGCACCUUUCAGCCCUGCGCGAGGCCUCGCUGGCCAGCGAGCUGGACCGCGAUGAUAAAAGAGGCGACGACGACGUCCUGGGAGGAGAAAACGAGCGAGCGCAGGAGGCCGUGGGGGUCGAGAACUCCCUGUUGCCUUACGUCUCCAGCAUGCUGGGGGGACCACACACUCAGAUAUUUAUGUGUCCCUUAUGCAACAAGGUCUUCCCCAGCCCCCACAUCCUGCAGAUCCACCUAAGCACACACUUUCGUGAGCAGGAGGGCGUACGCCCCAAGCCGACCGGCGACGUCAACGUUCCCACCUGCUCCAUCUGCGGCAAAACCUUCUCCUGCAUGUACACGUUGAAGCGCCAUGAGCGGACACACUCGGGUGAGAAGCCCUACACAUGCACCACUUGCGGCAAGAGCUUCCAGUACUCGCACAACCUGAGCCGGCACGCCGUCGUGCACACGCGCGAAAAGCCGCACGCCUGCAAGUGGUGCGAGCGGCGCUUCACGCAGUCCGGGGACUUGUACCGACACAUCCGCAAGUUCCACUGCGAACUGGUCAACUCGCUCUCAGUCAAGAGCGAGGCACUCAAUCUACCCACUGUCAGAGACUGGGCGCUGGAGGAUAGUUCUCAAGAACUGUGGAAAUGAAGCUAGAAAUCUGUUCGGACUGCUUGUUAAAUUAAUAAGAGAGGUUUGAAUGGUAUUUUGAGGGUAAAGGUAAGAGUGAGGCAGAAGGUCUGAAUCAGUCAUUUUUCUUGUAUGUACAUUGCAAAUCUUGUUGAAUUGCACUUUACUAGCACAUGAAAAUGUUACUACUGAUUUUCUUUUAAUAUAUAUUUUUCUGGUCUCUUUUUAUUCUUUUCUCUUUAGUUUUUUUUAUAUAAAACAUAGGUGCUCAAUAACCACCUUUGAUAGAAAAUGAUUCAUUGGUAUUUGAAACUGUAUAUAAUUUACAGUAUACACAUUUGUACACACUCCUAAAAUUUUAAGGAACAUCCGCCAUGAAAAGCAUAUGAAGAUUUCAGGUUCUUCUAGACAGAGGAGUUUAAAAGCAAGGACACACACUAAACGGGUACUACGAUCAUAUAUUUACCUGUACACAUCCAGCUCAUGUUGGAGUAUGUGUAUAUAUAGUGCACUACUAUAAUUUGCAAAUGUCAUACCUGACGCGUGGUUGUGUAUUUAUGCACACGUACACAUGCACACACGGUGUGAGCGGGUCGGUCCUUUAAAUCCCACAAAGAAGUCUCUGCACAGAGAAGCUCAAAUCACACAUUUCUUAAGCUCUUGUACAUUUUUAACUUGUUGUAGGAAACUUGACUGAUGGAAGACAAAAAGGCACUCAUGCAAUGUACAGCCUCCUUUUUCAUAUCAGUUGCCGCAUUUUUGUAUCCUUUCUCAGAUUUAUUUGAAGUCAUCGUUUGGGUUUUAGUUGCAGUCGCUCGACAACAUCACUUGUUUACUACUGAGGUUGGGUUUUACGUUGGCUGCAUUUCUAGAGAUUUCCGUAGUGUUUUAAGAGUUUUCGUUUUUAAAACGGAAUCUGUUGUUGCAUGAUGUCUGACCUGUAUAUUGAAAAAGAUGUGACUUGCUGUAUUGCUGUACACUGUAAUUGACUGAUUCAGUACAGUCAGGGCACCUGUCUGUAAAAAAAAACCUUUAAUAUUACCGCUGUAGAAAUUGCAUGAAUUUUAUUUAACUUACUCUUUUUCGUUGUUGUUUUGCAUCAGAGAGUGUAUUUUUUAAAUGAACUCAUUUGAUUCCUCGGUAGAUUUGAGUUUUCAUCACUAGAGAAUGAUUCGGGGGUUCUGCUAGGAAGUUAUUCUGGGCUGCGAAGAUUGUGGAAAUGCACUGACAUCAGGCUGCGGCGUAUACGCCCGCCAAGCGAUUCGGCUCACUGUAGGAUUCAGAGGUUAACGGGGGGCAGGUGUCAACGCACAUCGAAUCGCUAUCAUUAUUGUUUAGAAAGCUAGCGUGGCUCCUCGCGCACUGCUGGGUCUUCAACUGCUGUUUGUCUCAGUCCUGUUUACUGGCUGUCGUCAUUUGAAUCAUGUCGGCUCUGUUUGUAAUUUAUUUAUUUAUCUUUUCAAUUGGCACUUGCUUCAGAUUCGAAUGCCAUGAAGACACGUUCACGUGGCUCUUCUAUAUGGGUGUCCUCAUCUGUACGGAGAAAGCUGAAGGAUCUUUAAACAGCAUAAAGCUCGACACGCUCUCUCUUCCGAGUGCUUUGUGUUCAAUGCAUAGGUCUUUUAUUUUUGAGUAGAACGUGUUUGGCAGGGUUGGCUGCACCUUUGAAGCUGAAUGAAAUUAGUGUUAUGUGCAAAAGAGGCCUUUUUGAAAUUUAUAAGCCUGAUUCUGAACCUAAUCAAAUUACUGGAACAUUGACAUUGUUACGUAAAGAAUGAUUUAUACAUAUCUGAUUGUUAAAAAGAGUUAUCGCAAAUGUAAGAGGAAUUUGAAAAAUGUUUAUUUGAAGAAAAAAGUUUUAUUUUUUAUUGUUUGUUUUUCUUUCAAAAUUAAUUAAAUUUGUAGAAUUAUAUCGAGGAUUUUUUUUAAAUGUGAAACAUUCAGUGAAACUGUUUUUUGUUUGUUUUGUGUCACAAAAACACAUUUUCAUCAUCAAAUUUAGAGAAAUGAAAAGCAAAGAGAAAUAACACACAUGGGUUUACGCUGUAGUCGCACAGCGCUGAAACGUUUGGACUACUUAAGUCAGAGAGGGCCGUCGGCUCCGCGCAUUUUUCAGUCUGGACACAAGCGUGCGGGCCUACACAGGCCUCAGGAACGACCAUAUAUUCGACCAGUGCAACGACUAGCGAAAAGGUUGAGCUUUGCCAACAGCGCACGCUCCUCGUGGCGUUUUGCACGGUGGUACUUUUACCUUUGCACUCUAAAAUGUGACAGAAAAACAUAAGCUGUGUGGUUGAUUCAUUUCUAUUCGUUCUUUUCUUUGGUUUAUGUUGGCUUCUACUAUUGUACUUGACCGCCUUAAACUACUGUUAUCAGCUUAUACUCAGAGGGUGAAAACUGGAAACGCUGGACUACUGGAUGUUUUUCUUAUGUUGAAUGGAAAAUGAAGCUGUGAAAUAGCCUAUGAAGCAUAUCCUUACUUUAGACACCCCUUUAGUUUACUUGAAACCCAGGUGUGAAGAGCAACUCUGUCACAUUCAAACUUAGUAGAUUAUGAGUAGGGGGAGGAAUAGAAUUGAAGAAAAAUAUCUGUUGGAUUUUAAGACAAUCGCUGUCUGAAAAACGAAGAUUUUACUUCACAUGUAUUUGCUUCCCAUUUGAGAGGUUUUUUGUUUUGCUAUGUUGACAUUGUUCUUUUUAUGGAUUUAGACAUUUAGCUUUGACAAUCAUAGUAUGUUUCAUUUUCUCAAGGGAAGUAAAUUACGAGGCUGUUUAGUUUUGUACUUUUUGGUGUGCUGUUGGUGAAAUUUUUAAAUUGUGUGCAAACUGCAAUAAAUUAUAAGAACCUUCA
This is a messenger RNA of Triplophysa rosa, 5327 nucleotides long. It is a transcript of the gene zbtb18, whose product is annotated as zinc finger and BTB domain containing 18. NCBI's taxonomy places the organism in Eukaryota, Metazoa, Chordata, Actinopteri, Cypriniformes, Nemacheilidae. Gene Ontology annotation, molecular function: DNA-binding transcription factor activity, RNA polymerase II-specific; protein binding; RNA polymerase II cis-regulatory region sequence-specific DNA binding. The coding region runs from base 764 to 2497 and encodes 577 amino acids. The record is from RefSeq and is a predicted model, not a curated record. Gene Ontology annotation, cellular component: nucleus. Gene Ontology annotation, biological process: regulation of transcription by RNA polymerase II. The transcript has 2 exons.